AAUUCAUGAAUUUUGAUAUAGUGUUCUUAUUGGUGUCAAUUUUAGUGAUGGGAGGAAGUUAUUAUUUGUUAUUUGUAAAGAAAAAAGGUAAAACAUAAGUAGUGGGUUAAUAAGGUUAACAAUAAGCACAAGGAUAGUAGUAAUAAUAAUAAUAAGGAUUAUAACAAUAAUAAUAAAAUUAACAAAGAAGAUAGAUAAAUAGAGUUGAAGUAGAAUCAGAUGAUGAAUCUGAUCGAGAAUUAGAUAUUUAAAAUGCAGAAUAAUAAGCUAAAAGAGAAGCCAGAAAGUAAAGGAAAUAAUAACAAUAAUAAUAUGUUCGAUAAUAAAUAGAAAUGUUAGAAAAGAAAAAUGAAAAAAGAAGCAAAGAAUAUGAAGAAAAAGAAAGAUUAAGAGAAUAAUAAGAAUAAGAAGAAGAAGAAUGGAGAAAAAAGAUUGAAGCAGAUCAAAAAUAGAAAGAAUAGGAAGAAUUUGAUAAAUGGAGUGUAUAUAAUAUUAAUUUUUAUAAUAGAGUAUGUUUUAAGUAGAAUAGAGUGGAACAAUGAAAUUAUCAGCGGAAGAAGAAGAAUAAAAAAACAAAGAAUUUAAUGAAAGAUUAGGAAAUUAUAUAAAAUUAAGAAAAGUAGUUUAAUUAGAAGAGGUAAGUGCAGAGUUGGGUAUAAAUACAAGUGAAGUUGUUGAAAAGAUAAAACAAUUAGAAAUUUUGGGAUAAUUGAAUGGUUUAAUAGAUGAAAGAGGUAAAUAUAUUCAUAUUAGAUAAAAUGAAAUUGAGGUAUAUUAUACGUUUUAAAAAAUAGAGUUUAAUAAAUUAUAUAAAUGCAAGAGGGAGAAUGACUAGGAGUGAAUUACUAAAUGAGAGUAAUCGAAUAAUCAAAUUAGAACCUUCAAAAUAGGAUUUACAAAAGAUUUAAGAGGAAGAACAAAAAUUGUUAAACGAUUUAUAAUAGGAAUUAUAACAAUGA
Molecule: messenger RNA, 959 nt
Organism: Paramecium sonneborni
Lineage: Eukaryota; Ciliophora; Oligohymenophorea; Peniculida; Parameciidae
Source: the annotation of a GenBank genome assembly